AUGGGCGUCUCCGCAUCUUCAGGGGGCAUAUCAAGCUGCAUGCUGCGGACGGUGACCCUAGCAAUGAGCAGGCAGAGCCUGGCAGUCCUGUUGCCUGGAGGGGUUUGCAUUGAUGGUUUCCGUGUUGGUGCCUUUCUGGAAGAGCCAGGUGUGAAGCAGAGACUCCUGGAGUCCCUUGUCCUGAUGGCAGCAGCAUCCUUGUGUGCAAAAAGUGAUAGUAAGGGCAAGUCGGUAAGUAUUCCAAGCUGCUUUGGCUACCCCUUGAGCAUCUUCUUCAUCAUCAUCAAUGAGUUCUGCGAGCGGUUCUCCUACUAUGGCAUGCGAGCGGUGCUCGUCUUGUAUUUCAAGUACUUCCUGCAAUGGGAUGACAACUUGGCUACAGCCAUCUACCACACAUUCGUUGCUCUGUGCUACUUGACACCCAUCCUCGGCGCGCUCAUUGCGGAUUCUUGGUUGGGAAAGUUUAAGACCAUUGUCUCCCUGUCCAUUGUCUAUACAAUUGGGCAGGCAGUCAUGUCUGUGAGCUCUGUGAAUGAUCUGACGGAUCACAACCAUGAUGGCUCUCCUGAUAAUUUAUCGGUGCAUAUUGCUCUGUCCAUGAUUGGCUUGAUCCUCAUUGCACUUGGUACUGGUGGGAUCAAACCUUGUGUGUCAGCAUUCGGUGGAGAUCAGUUUGAAGAUGAUCAGGAAAAACAAAGAACUAGAUUCUUCUCUAUCUUCUAUUUGUCCAUUAAUGCUGGAAGUCUCCUAUCUACUAUAAUCACCCCAAUUCUCAGAGCUCAGGAGUGUGGCAUUCACAGCAAACAGCGGUGCUACCCACUAGCUUUUGGAGUUCCUGCUGCCCUCAUGGCUAUCUCCUUGGUUGUGUUCAUAAUUGGAAGUGGAAUGUACAAGAAAGUUCAACCUCAAGGCAACAUCAUGAUUCAAGUUUUCAAAUGCAUUGGAUUUGCCAUCAAAAACCGGUUCCGGCAUCGCAGCAAGGAGUUCCCCAAGAGAGAACACUGGCUAGACUGGGCGAGUGAGAAGUAUGACAAACGACUGAUUGCUCAGACUAAGAUGGUACUGAAGGUGCUUUUCCUUUACAUCCCUCUUCCCAUGUUCUGGGCACUUUUUGACCAGCAGGGGUCAAGAUGGACACUGCAAGCCACAACAAUGGAUGGGAAUUUUGGAGCUAUUCAGAUUCAGCCAGACCAAAUGCAGACUGUCAAUCCAAUCCUGAUUAUUGUAAUGGUCCCAGUUGUAGAUGCUGUGAUUUAUCCUUUAAUCAAGAAAUGCAAGAUCAAUUUUACGCCCCUGAGGAAGAUCACUGUCGGUAUGUUCCUCGCAUCUUUGGCUUUUAUUGCUGCUGCCCUUGUGCAAGUGCAAAUAGACAAAACUCUUCCAGUUUUUCCUGCAGCUGGGCAAUCCCAAAUCAAAGUAACAAAUCUAGGUACCAAUGGUGCGACUGUUUGGUUUGAACCUCAACAUCAGAGCGUGAAUGUAACGUCUAGAGAGUCGACAAACUACUUGACAUUUGAGACUUCUAAGUUGAAAUCAUUAAAUGUAAUCUUUGGAGAUAAAACUGCAACUCAAGUGAUCAACUUGCCAGGGGGGAGCCGUCACACUCUUGAAGUUAAAAAUACUGCGACACACGUUGUUGCUCAAUUGCUGUUUGACAAUGUCACAUCGAAGCCAGAAGAAGGAAAUAAUCUCAUCAGGUAG
Messenger RNA from Eurypyga helias (sunbittern), 1701 nucleotides. Its product is annotated as solute carrier family 15 member 1-like. Lineage: Eukaryota; Metazoa; Chordata; Aves; Eurypygiformes; Eurypygidae. Gene Ontology annotation, biological process: transmembrane transport; oligopeptide transport. The record is from RefSeq and is a predicted model, not a curated record. The coding region runs from base 1 to 1701 and encodes 566 amino acids. Gene Ontology annotation, cellular component: membrane. The transcript is spliced from 19 exons. Gene Ontology annotation, molecular function: dipeptide transmembrane transporter activity.